CUGUAAUUAGCCUUGAAAGGCCUCAUUAACACGUACUUAUUUCUCUUUACGGCUUAUUUAUUUAUUUUUUAUUCAUUUCCUUAUCUACAUUAGUUAUGCCGGCCUAUCACUCAAAAUUCAACGAUGGUGACUACCAAUCGAUUGGCAAUAUGUUUGUGUUGCCCAUCAAAACAAACUCUAGAAAUAAUGCAGGUGCUGCUGAUAUUCUGGGUGAAGAUAUUAUCGAUGAAGCCAUUCAACUCUUCCGCGCAAACUGCCUUUUCCGUAACUUUGAAAUCAAGGGAAAUGCAGACCGUGUUUUGAUUUAUCUGAUUCUGUUUAUUUCCGAGUGUCUCGGAAAACUCAACAAGCUCACACCUCAAGGCGACGCGUUGAAACAGCUCAGCACAUUAGCUGUCUCGAGCUUCUCUAUUCCCGGUGAUCCAGGAUUCCCCUUGAACGCCAUGUAUGCCCCUCCAGCUGAUAGAUACCAGGCUGACCAAAUGAAACAAUAUAUUCAGAAACUUCGUCAGGAACUUGCCAUUCGAUUGGUAGAACAGAUUUAUGUGGAUGGAAAACCAAGCAAGUGGUGGAUGUGCUUCCAAAAGAGAAAGUUUAUGAACUUGAGCCUUUAAAAAAAAUAAGAAAAAAAAACCAUUUUAUAAUAUUAUAUGUAUAUAUAUAUAUAUAU
Messenger RNA from Phycomyces blakesleeanus NRRL 1555(-), 670 nucleotides. RefSeq lists its product as hypothetical. The record is from RefSeq and is a predicted model, not a curated record. The transcript is spliced from 4 exons. The coding region runs from base 96 to 614 and encodes 172 amino acids. Gene Ontology annotation, biological process: regulation of actin filament polymerization; Arp2/3 complex-mediated actin nucleation. Gene Ontology annotation, molecular function: actin filament binding. NCBI's taxonomy places the organism in Eukaryota, Fungi, Mucoromycota, Mucoromycetes, Mucorales, Phycomycetaceae. Gene Ontology annotation, cellular component: Arp2/3 protein complex; cytoskeleton.